GGUUCGGGUUUCAAUAUACACCUCUCUAAAAAUCGAUUAAUCGAAAACUUUUGACUCUCUUCUCUCUCUCGAUCAAUCGAUUUUGGUUGAUUCGUCUCCUUGAUUUGGGAAUUAGGGUUAUUAUCCGAAGAUGACGACUGCAGCAAGGCCAACGUGGGCACCGGCCAAGGGAGGUAACGAGCAGGGUGGUGCUCGUAUCUUCGGCGCCUCUCAGAAGUAUUCGUCUCGUGAUGUCGCCGCUCAUACAACUCUAAAGCCUAGGAGGGAAGGGCAACACACUCAAGAGGAAGUGCAGAAGAAGAACCUUCGUGACGAGCUUGAAGAGCGUGAGAGGAGACACUUAGCUUCCAAAGACAAAUCCUACACUGAUGAUAGAGACCGCAGGAGAGGGAAUCAGCUAUUACUGGAAGGCUCUAAAAGGGACCCUGAAGAUCGGAUUGUUCCUCGCAGUGUAGAUGCUGAUGAUUCUGAUGUUGAUAUCAAAAGUGACGAUGAGGAUGAUAGUGAUGACGAAAGUGACGAUGAUGAGGAUGACACUGAAGCUCUUAUGGCUGAACUCGACCAAAUAAAGAAAGAAAGAAUUGAGGAGAGGCUCAGGAAGGAAAAACAGCAGCAGAUGGAAGAGCUAAACGCCAAAGAAGAGGAGCUUCUCAAAGGAAACCCACUGCUUAACACCACUCCCACUUCGUUUAGUGUCAAAAGAAGGUGGGAUGAUGAUGUGGUGUUCAAGAAUCAGGCACGUGGAGAAAUGAAAGCACCAAAGCGCUUCAUCAAUGAUACAAUCAGGAAUGACUUCCACAGAAAGUUCCUACACAGAUACAUGAAGUGAUUUGAACAAGAGUGUUAUUUGUUGCUAAGCCUCUUUAUUCUGUCUGGGUUUAUGUUGUCUCUUGUACUAAUACUGAACCCAACUUCUUAUUGUUUAAUAUAAAAAAGCUUAUGCGUUUGAAUUUAA
This is a messenger RNA of Raphanus sativus (radish), 955 nucleotides long. RefSeq lists its product as uncharacterized. The transcript is spliced from 7 exons. Gene Ontology annotation, biological process: mRNA cis splicing, via spliceosome. NCBI's taxonomy places the organism in Eukaryota, Viridiplantae, Streptophyta, Magnoliopsida, Brassicales, Brassicaceae. Bases 131 to 829 code for a protein of 232 amino acids. Gene Ontology annotation, molecular function: RNA binding. The record is from RefSeq and is a predicted model, not a curated record. Gene Ontology annotation, cellular component: catalytic step 2 spliceosome.